Messenger RNA from Prunus armeniaca (apricot), 216 nucleotides. NCBI's taxonomy places the organism in Eukaryota, Viridiplantae, Streptophyta, Magnoliopsida, Rosales, Rosaceae. The record is from the annotation of a GenBank genome assembly.
AUGGGAAGCUGCAGGAUGGGUGUCGAUUCGAAGCAGUCUGUGGUGAACCAGAUGGGAGAGACAUGGGAGGUGGAGGGACUUUUUGUAGCAGACACAAGUGUCUUCCCAACGGCUUUAGGAGUAAAUCCAAUGGUCACUGUUCAGGCUAUUGCUUACUGCACUUCCCAAUCCAUUCUUCAAGUACUUAGGAGAAAGAAGGUAGAACAUAAAAACUGA